Molecule: messenger RNA, 4444 nt
Organism: Liolophura sinensis
Lineage: Eukaryota; Metazoa; Mollusca; Polyplacophora; Chitonida; Chitonidae
Product: protein sel-1 homolog 1-like
Exons: 19
Coding region: 307-3987 (1226 amino acids)
Biological process (GO): ERAD pathway
Cellular component (GO): endoplasmic reticulum membrane
Molecular function (GO): protein binding
Source: RefSeq, a predicted model, not a curated record
CUGCUGUGGUUAUUAGUAUUUAAUAUUCUGGUUAUGUUUUACAAUUAAGAGAUUAUUUUCUCAUGCAUAUGUGCCUGUGACUUUUGUGCAUGGUAAAACAUGGCAUAACUCCAUGCGUUUGCCUUUCGUUUGAAAUUUUAUCAAAGGCGCUCGUGUUGUGAAGAGCGUGCUAUCCAGUGCCCAGUUAUCGUGAAACGGAAAGUCGACAAAUCCAUUGGAAGCUGUCAUCAAUAAUACAUUCUUUUCGUUGAACGGGGUCUGCAUUAAUAUGGAAACAUAAGUUUCAGAUGUUCAGUGACAGCUAAGAUGUGCUUUAUCAAGCCAAAGAUGGCAGGUGUGCAGAAAGCUUUUGUGAUAUGUUUCAGUUUUGUCCUCAUAAAGACAGUUGUCUGUGAUCAGAUAAAUGUUCAAGUUGAACAUACAGACCCUUCAGACAAACAGACUGAUAGCAAUACGGACCGUGUAAUACAGAGAGACUCGGAAGAUGUGUAUUAUUCUAGUUCUAUAAACCAAGAGGAAUCAGACUCCAACAGAAAGACGGACUCUUACAUAAAAGGUAACGUAAACUAUGUUUCUCAAGAAAAAUUACAUGAUAUAAAACAAGAGACUGACUCUUCUGCCCCUGGUGGUGGAAACUAUCCAACCUCUCCUGAUGUUCAAACCUUUUCUCAGUUAGAAAACCACCCUCCAUCUGAGUCCAUGCAGCAACCUCCUUCUGACUCACAGUAUCAACUGCUUUCUGACUCACAUCAGCCUCUCUCUGAAUCCCACCGGCAGCCUCUGUCUGAAUCCCAUCAGCAGCCUCCCUCUGAUGUCAACAGCCAGAAAUCCUCAAACUUCCCUAACCAGCCUUCGUCAGAUACAACUAACCAGGUUUCUCCAGAAUCUCAAAAACAGCAAGCACAACUGCCUCAAUACCAACUCCCUCCUGAAUCUAUGGCUGCUAGUAAUCCACGUUUACACAGUGAACAGAAUGUGCCUAAAUUUCAAAAUCAGGAUGCUCAUAUUGAGGACGUGUCGAAUCCUCAGGCUAGCCCCGUGCCUGACCAUCAGGCGUCACAAGCAUCACAUCGUCAAGAUGCCCAUGAUGCUCAGGAGGACCCCAUCAGGCAGCCUCCUCAAUCUAAAGGUGGAGCGAGGGAGAAGAACAGAGGUGAAGAGUCGCCUCUCUUAGGCAAGCUUACUCCCCCAGCGGACGAUUCCCCAUUUCUGCUUGAUCAGCCGAGUCUUAAAGCUGCAUCAGGUAAGGAUCAGCAAAGCCAAGGUGUGCACAGUAGUGGGAACCCACAGAGGCAGUCUGAGCCUAGGGAGAGUGGCUUAGGACAAUCUUCAUUCAUGGACGUUCAGCUGAAGGGAGAAGUGAAGGAGGGCAAGGGUUCACCAUACAACUCUGUCAGUGAGAAGAAAAGUGAGGAAAACUACCAACAUGAAAAGAAGAAGGAAGAGUUUACCUCAGCGCAUCGGAUACCUGAUAACGUAGCUAAAUCAGAACAUCAGAUCCCUGAUAAUGUGGCUACAUCAGCACAUCGGAUCCCUGAUAACGUAGCUAAAUCAGGACAUCAGAUCCCUGAUAACAUAGCUACAUCAGCACAUCAGAUCCCUGAUAAUGUAGCUAAAUCAGAACAUCAAAUCCCUGAUAAUGUGGCUACAUCAGCACAUCACAUCCCUGAUAACAUUGCCACAUCAGCACAUCGGAUCCCUGAUAAUGUAGCUACAUCAGACAUGGCAACAGAAAAGGGCGAUGACUUCAUCGACUUUGAUCCAGAUGAGGUGAAUGCUCUUUUAAGUGCCUUACCUGAACCUUUUGACAGGUCAGAGCUGGACAUGGAUGCAGUGUCUGAGAUCUACGUAGUGUACACUGGAAACGUCAAGGAGACGUCACUGCUAUACAAGCCUGAUCAGUAUGGCUACGUCCGUCUGCUCAAAUACUUACAGACAGUGGCAGCGGAUGGCACAGUGGCGACCACAACAGAGGAGCUGUAUGAACACCUGCCGGAGCUUGUGCUUAACCCUGACUCCCAUGACACUCAGAAGGCCAGGCAGGCUAAUGAGGCUGAGCAGUACUCUGAAUCCAUCACUUACCUUGAUAAAGCUGAUAAUGUUCCUGUUUUGCAUGCAGAUUUCAGCAAGGCUCAAAGUGCUGGGACAAGACAGGAUGAAGGCACGACAGAUGAAGACACUGGUAAUGAGGACAACCCAGAGAUUGUACCUAAGACAGAAGAGGAAAUUUUAGCCCAGAAGCUUUUUGAACAGGGGGAGUUACUGAUCAACAGUACCUACAACAAAGACUAUGCUGGGGCGUACCAGUAUUUUGAGCAGGCUGCCAUGUAUAACCAUUCAGAGGCCCAGGCUCACCUAGCCUUUGGCUAUUUCCUGGGGGACUACCUCCCGCAGAAUAUCUCCAGGGCGCGGGAAAUGUUUGAGGACUUGUCACAGAGGGGCUCCCCCAAAGGCCAACUGGGCAUGGCACUUCUGUAUGCCACAGGUAUUGGUGUCAACUCCAGUCAGGCUAGGUCGCUGAUUUACUUCACGUUCUCGGCUCUCGGGGGAGAACCUUUGGCUCAGAUGGCUCUGGGUUUUCGCUACUGGUCUGGUAUUGGUGUAGAGACAAAGUGUGAGACAGCUCUGACAUACUACAGAAAAGUGGCCAGUCGAGUUGCCGAUGAGGUGUCUCUGUCGGGUGGUCCGAUCAUCCAGAGGAUCCGACUGCAGGAUGAGCAGGAGAGUCAGAACCAGAACACAGGCCUGCUGGAUGAUGACCUGCUCCAGUACUACCACUUCCUGGCUGACAAGGGUGAUGUCCAGGCUCAGGUCGUGGUGGGUCAGCUGUAUUUCCAAGGUGGCCGUGGAGUUAACAUUAACCACGAGAUGGCCCUUCAUUAUUUCCUGAUGGCAGCAGAGUCAGGAAAUGCUAAUGCCUUGGCCUAUCUGGGAAAGAUGUAUGCUGAAGGCAGCCCGGCUGUGAAAGCAAACAACAUGACAGCUUUUAACUAUUUUAAAAAAUCUGCUGACAAGAAUAAUCCCGUUGGACAGAGUGGUUUGGGAACUAUGUACUUAUAUGGAAAAGGUGUUGAUAAGGAAUACAACAAAGCCUUUAAGUAUUUCAGCCUGGCAGCUGAUCAAGGCUGGGUGGAUGGCCAGCUACAGCUUGGGAUUAUGUACUUCAAUGGAAUGGGUGUGAGGAGAGAUUACAAAAUGGCGGUGAAGUACUUUAACUUGGCGUCCCAGCUGGGUCAUGUUUUAGCCUUCUUCAACCUGGCUCAGAUGCAUGCCACAGGCACAGGUGUCCCCCAGUCCUGCCACACUGCUGUAGAGCUGUUUAAGAACGUGGCGGAGCGAGGAAGGUGGGCAGACAUGGUAAUGGCGGCGCACUCGCUGUACAAAGAGGGUAAUGUGGACAGCGCUGUUCUGAAGUACAUUGUGCUGGCAGAGCUAGGCUAUGAAGUAGCUCAGUCAAACGUGGCCUACAUCCUAGACCAGGGUGAGAGUUUCUUGUUUGACAGUGACGGCAUGUACAAGAGAGCCUUGUUACAGUGGAGCAGGGCAGCAGCACAAGGUUAUCCGAUUGCACGUGUGAAGAUUGGAGACUAUCACUAUUACGGCCGUGGUACAGAAGUGGAUUAUGAGAUGGCCGCCACACACUACAGGCUGGCGUCAGAACAACAGCACAACGCUCAGGCCAUGUUUAACCUGGGGUACAUGCACGAGAGAGGCCUGGGCUUGAAACAGGAUGUGCACCUGGCUAAGAGGUUUUAUGACAUGGCUGCGGAUACAAGUGUGGACGCUCAAGUCCCUGUCACACUGGCCCUCAUCAAGCUUGGCCUUGUCUAUGGAAUGGACCUCUUCAAAAAAGAGAUUGAUGGUUAUCAGCGGAUGCUCUACCGCCUGGACCCUCGCUUGUACGUGGGACCUGACUGGGACCUCUACCUACUGACUGCUCUUGCCAUGAUUCUAGCCCUGGUUGUUUUAUGGAGGAGACAGAGAUAGUAUACCCUAACUUAUGAAAUCAAAUCCACAAAAAUUUACCCUCACAUUUCAUGUAAAUAACAUUUGUACAGCCAUUUCGGGGAUGGGGGCUGGUAAAACACUGAAUAUUUGAAGUUCAUUUUCAUUAUACUAUUAUAGAUGUCAGAAGAUGAAGUUUCAUCAUCUUCAUGAACCUUUGAUUGAAGUCUGUUGAUUAAAACUCCAAGGAUUCCUACUCAGGCACUUCAGAAUGGGAAGCUGAUGGUGGUUACAUUACUUGCCUUUUUAGUGAGUUGUAUGUAAGUUUCGACACCUAAUCUUCUGUGCUCUGAUAGUGUGGCAUUUCAGUCUUUGGUGAAAUGUGAAAAUUUGUACUGAAUGAUCAAAUACUUGUUAUACUACAGUGUAGUUGUCAGCAUUAAUCUCCAGUAUGGUACUGAUAUUUUUGUUCUGUUCAUUUUAUUCAAAUAGAUGUUGA